AGUUUGGAGGGAAGCGAAAAGCGAUUACCCAAAUCACGAUCGAAGAUCGGAGACAGAGAUGAAGGGGUUUAUAAUGGAAUUCAAGUCGCCCUGUUCUUGUUCUUGGGCACAGAAUUUGGAAUUUCAUUUCCCUCCACCAUUUCGUUUCUGCCAUUGAUGAGAGAGAGAGGAGAGGGAGAGGAUUAGUAGAAGAAGAAGAAGACGAAGAAGAAGAUAGAGACUCGCAAACUCGCCCGUUCAACACCAUUUCGCCGUUCUUUCUGGAGUUUUGUCCUUGCCUCCUGAAGCUAUGGAGUUCACUGACUCUUAUAAGCAGACUGGACCCUGCUGUUUCUCUCCCAACUCCCGUUUCAUCGCUGUGGCCGUCGAUUAUCGUCUCGUUGUUCGCGAUACUCUCUCCUUCAAGGUUGUGCACUUGUUUUCGUGUCUGGACAAGAUAAGCUACAUCGAAUGGGCCCUCGAUUCUGAAUACAUUCUUUGUGGUCUAUAUAAAAGACCAAUGAUACAGGCAUGGUCAUUGACACAACCGGAAUGGACGUGCAAGAUAGAUGAUGGUCCAGCGGGCAUUGCAUAUGCCAGGUGGAGCCCAGACAGUCGUCACAUAUUGACCACAUCAGAUUUUCAACUACGGUUGACAGUCUGGUCCUUGGUAAAUACAGCAUGUGUACAUGUGCAGUGGCCAAAGCAUACUUCCAAGGGAGUUUCAUUUACCCAAGAUGGAAAAUUUGCAGCAGUUUGCACCCGAAAAGAUUGCAAGGAUUACGUCAAUCUCAUUUCUUGUCAUACAUGGGAGAUAAUGGGCGUUUUUGCUGUUGAUACUCUGGAUCUGGCAGAUAUUGAAUGGUCGCCAGAUGAUAGUUCUAUUGUGGUCUGGGAUUCGCCUCUUGAGUAUAAGGUUCUCAUUUACUCUCCGGAUGGAAGGUGCCUAUUUAAGUAUCAAGCAUAUGAAAGUGGACUUGGCGUAAAAAGUGUUUCAUGGUCACCUUGUGGCCAGUUUUUAGCUGUUGGUAGUUAUGAUCAGAUGUUGAGAGUUUUAAAUCGUCUGACAUGGAAGACUUUUGCUGAGUUCAUUCAUGUAUCUACUGUUCGUGGUCCUACUUGCACUGCUAUUUUUAAGGAAGUGGAUGAACCGUUGCAGCUUAAUAUGUCAGAAUUAUGUCUCAGUGAUGAAUUUAUCCAAGGGAAUUCUGAAGAUUCUACCGAAGGACACUUCAGGGUGAGAUAUGAAGUUACAGAAAUGCCCGUUACUUUGCCAUUCCAGAAACCCCUUGUAGACAAACCAAACCCCAAGCAAGGCAUUGGUCUCAUGCUAUGGAGCAAGGAUAGCCAAUACAUCUGUACACGCAAUGAUAGCAUGCCAACUGCACUUUGGAUUUGGGACAUUCACCAUCUAGAACUGGCAGCCAUCUUGGUGCAGAAAGAUCCAAUCCGAGCAGCAGCUUGGGACCCAACAUGCACACGUCUUACUCUCUGUACCGGUAGCCCACAUCUGUACAUGUGGACUCCCGCAGGCGCUUACUGUGUCAAUAUCCCUCUAUCGGAGUUCGCCAUAACCGACCUGAAAUGGAAUUCGGAUGGUAGCUGUCUUCUUCUGAAGGACAAAGAGUCGUUCUGUUGUGCUGCUGUGCCUGUUCUACCAGAAUCCAGUGAUUAUAGUUCAGAUGAGUAACGGUGUUUCCUUCUGAAAUGGUACCUAUAUCAGAAUUUGGAAGGUGUAAUUAGUAUGAAGAUGAACCUCUCAUUUGUUGUAACUGAGACACCAUUUUAGCUUAGGCUUUGUAGUAUUAAGAGAAGAUCAGGUGGGGUAUCAAAAGCAAUGUUGUAUUUGUAGA
Molecule: messenger RNA, 1832 nt
Organism: Cucurbita pepo subsp. pepo (vegetable marrow)
Lineage: Eukaryota; Viridiplantae; Streptophyta; Magnoliopsida; Cucurbitales; Cucurbitaceae
Product: Transducin/WD40 repeat-like superfamily protein
Biological process (GO): microtubule anchoring at mitotic spindle pole body
Cellular component (GO): microtubule organizing center; MWP complex
Molecular function (GO): protein binding
Source: RefSeq, a predicted model, not a curated record